AUGGCGAAGGCUGAUACUACUAACGAGCUUAUUGAAGCUCUAGAGGGCCGCGUUGAUGGGUUGUUUGAAGGAGAGGAGUUCUCGAACUUGGUUAGUGGUAUCGUGACAAGCAUGGGUUUUACCUCUUCUACUGCAGAGACUAGUGUCGAAGCCCCAAUUGGGGAUAAGCCCGAUGAUGCCGAGAUCGAGAAGAAUGGCCACCAGAACGAUGAGCAGGUUGGCACAGAAGUUAAGCCAUCUGGACGUAACCCAUUUGCUCAGACCAUUUCAGUACCACCACAAGGAGGGUUCUUCUCCACUGGGGCCAAGGCAUCCAAAACAACUUCAGUCCUCAAGCCAUCCGCGACUACGUUCACUCCACGGUCACCCGCAUUCACGUUUGGGGUACCCAGCCCAGGAUCUAAGCCCAUCUCCACGGCCGGGAUAUUCAACCCUUUUUCUAGUCAGCCGACGACCCCUACCACACGAACUGGCAACCUCGACUCGCCCAAGAGUGAGUUUUUCGGAGGCACAAAACCGGUGAUCGGGAACGCACACCAAGCAGGGAACAUUUUCGGCCAUUUGGUAAAGCCGGUGCAGUCUGAUACCGAGACUUCGAGCGAGAGCGAGGAGAGCAGUGUAUCUAGUGACGGCAAGCCCGAAGCGCUUGGUAGUGGUUUGUCCUCUAUGAAGAAGCCAGAUACCAAGCCCUCGAGCGAACGGGGUGUUACUUCGGGCAAGAAGAAGCCCAACAGACCUGACAGUGUUGACAGAAGCCAGUCAAAGCAGUCAAAUGGUAGUCAACCGCCCAAAAAUAAGGUACAGGAUCGCAAGCCAACCAUUAUCGAAGACCAGAAAAUUGAGGGAUUAGAGAUGACCGAUAAGAUGAGGGCUGCUCAAGAGAAGUUGGCCAGAGCGAGGGCUAUAGAAAAAGCCCAAGAUCAGGCUCACAAGAAACAGGGUGGAAUGGGGGUCAGUAAAUACAGCACUACACCCAAGACGACGACGGCUAUUCCUCCUACGAAUCCUACCUCUUCGGCCGGCGGAGAACCGACAGGCCAAGAUGAAGAGGUGAUAGAGGGUAUGGACGAUUUUACCCAAGAAGAACUCGAUGACCUUCAUCUCCACGAUCCAGAUAGGUAUUACCGGCUCAUUGGGCAACGUCGCGAAGUGAUGAAGGCCGACAACAAGAAAGAUCUGGAACAACAUGGGGGGAUAGUCAAUGGUCGAAAGAGAAUCGAGGCCUAUGAGGGGAAAAUCGAAUUCCCAAAGGCUGGUAGACAGGGUUACUGUACGAACGGUGGAGAGUGCAAGCUCGUCUCAAAAGGCUGCCCAAACAGGCAUUGCGAAGACUACUGUGGCGUCGACAAAGACGGGAAGAAGUAUAAGGAAGCGAAAGAUUGCCAGGACAUGUUGUGCGUCAAGUAUCAUCCGGGUAAAGAUGGGCACAUCUUGAGGGAUGCCGCUCAAAGGAGGGCUGCUUCUCAGAGUGCUGCUCAGAACACCACUCAGCCAGGUUCCAAGCCCCCGAGCGACGGAAAUAGUACAUCAAGCGGGAUGAUUACCACACUUUCUACAGGUAAGUCUUGGGUUGAUCAGAUGGACGACGACGCAGAAAUCGAAAGAGAGCAAGCGGCUAAACUACAGGCAGUUAAAGUACAGGCGGCCAAGAAUCAAAGCUCUCCGCGUCCUCCUCAGCCUGCUCCUGCGCCAACCACCCGGCCUACCCCUAACGGCUCCUCCAAUGCUCGGGCGUUCCGGGCACCAGACGCCAAAGGCUUCUGGGAGGUGGCAGCAGGUAGUAGUAAAUUCAAGAAGACUGGAAAGCCUCCUCGUCGGAGGUAA
Messenger RNA from Mytilinidion resinicola, 1824 nucleotides. RefSeq lists its product as uncharacterized. Bases 1 to 1824 code for a protein of 607 amino acids. The record is from RefSeq and is a predicted model, not a curated record. The transcript is spliced from 2 exons. Lineage: Eukaryota; Fungi; Ascomycota; Dothideomycetes; Mytilinidiales; Mytilinidiaceae.